Messenger RNA from Medicago truncatula (barrel medic), 2837 nucleotides. Its product is annotated as cysteine-rich receptor-like protein kinase 7. NCBI's taxonomy places the organism in Eukaryota, Viridiplantae, Streptophyta, Magnoliopsida, Fabales, Fabaceae. Gene Ontology annotation, cellular component: plasma membrane. The transcript has 7 exons. The record is from RefSeq and is a predicted model, not a curated record. Bases 46 to 2727 code for a protein of 893 amino acids. Gene Ontology annotation, biological process: defense response to bacterium; protein phosphorylation. Gene Ontology annotation, molecular function: ATP binding; protein serine/threonine kinase activity.
CUCUGUCAUUGCAAAUCAAACAAACACAUUCUCUCAUCAAAAUCCAUGGCUUACUCUAAAAUUCUCUUUCUCUCAAUCCUUAUUCGAUUCCUUUGUUUUGCAACUAUCGAGGCACAAGACUCUACUUUUCUGCAUUCCUAUUGUUCCACCAAUGGUACCACAAGCAAUAGCACCUACCAAAUCAAUACCAAGACACUCCUCUCUUCAUUGUCAUCAAAAGCCACCGGCAACACCGAAUUCUACAACACCACAGUCACCACAGGAAACCACUCUGAUUCUGUCUAUGGAUUGUUCAUGUGCAGGGGUGAUGUCUCCUUUCAAAUAUGUGAUGAAUGCAUAGUUAAUGCAAUUCAAAAACCGUCCUUAGAUUGCCCAUUAUCCAAAGAAGCUAUUAUUUGGUAUGACAAUUGCAUGGUUCGAUACUCCAAUGAGUCUUUCUUUUCCAAGGUUUAUGCAUAUCCUUGGGUUAUACAGUAUAGGUAUGCCAACGUCUCAAACACGAAAAGCUUCAUGCCUUUAUUGUUUUCAACCGGGUACGAAACUGCAGAUGAAGCAGCACGUCCACUUAUUGGAGAUAUAAAAAAGAAGUUUGCAACAAAAGAAGCACGAGUUUCGAAAAAACAGACCCUUUACUGUCUAGCUCAGUGCACGCCAGACUUGUCUCCUAACAAUUGCAGAACCUGUCUCUAUACUGCUAUUGAUUUUCUUGCUCAGCUUUUUGAUGGAAAGCAGGGUGGGAUGGUUUUUUUUCCUAGCUGUAAUGUUAGGUAUGAACUAUAUCCUUUUUAUAGGUCUAUCAAUACUUCACCAAAUGAGCUUGUUCCUCAAACAAAACAUUCAAAACAAGAUUCUAGAUUUUCACAAGAUCCAAUUUAUCUUUCCUAUAAUUGCCCAAGAAACCACAGUACAAUCACUAAGAAAAACUUCAAAUUACUUCUCUCUUAUUUGUCCUCCAACGCCACAAAUGGCGAAAAAUCCCAUACUGUUAAAGUGGAAGAAAUGCUGUAUGGCCUCUUCAUGUGUCGAGGUGACCUUCCCGUUCGCCUCUGUGGUCAAUGUGUGAAAAAAGCAACGGACCAAAUAUACUCAAAGUGUCUUUCAUCUCCAAAGGGUAUAAUUUGGUACAGCCACUGCUUGGUUCGCUAUUCAGAUAAAAUAAUCUUCUCUAACAUGGAAACAAGUCCUAUGUAUAGAGAUAUAAAUAUCACCAAACAUUCUAGCACAGAGCCAAACUUGUUCACUAGUACAUUAUCGAAUCAGUUAUCUCAACUUGCAAAUGAUACAGGGGACAGUGAUGAUAGAUAUAAGACUAAUUCAUUAAAACUGAAUGAUAAACAAACCUUGUAUAGUCUUGCACAAUGUACGAGAGAUUUGUCUAGUCAGGAUUGCUCUACUUGUCUAAAUGAUGUGAUCGUUACAGCAAUUCCAUGGUCAAAUUUGGGUAGUGUUGGGGGAAGAAUUAUCUAUCCUAGCUGCAAUCUGAGGUUUGAAUUGUUCCGUUUUUACAUGGAGGGCGACGAAGCUCAGCUGCCUUUCCAAUUACAAAAAAAUGCAAAGAAAAUUAUCAUCAUUGUUGUCCCUACAAUUAUUUUGGUGAUGCUAUUUUGUGGCUACUGUUGUCAUAAGAAAAGGGGAAGAAAGAGUCGUAGGACUAUUCUUAGAGAAAAUUUUGGUGAAGAAAGUGCGACUUUAGAACCACUACAAUUCGAUUGGGUGGUAAUUCAAGCAGCAACCAACAACUUUUCUGCUGACAAUUACAUUGGCAAAGGCGGGUUUGGAGAGGUUUACAAGGGUAUACUUGUUGAUGGACGAGAAGUGGCUAUAAAAAGGCUUUCAAAAAGUUCUAAUCAAGGUGUAGAAGAGUUCAAGAAUGAAGUUUUGUUGAUAGCCAAGCUUCAACAUAGAAAUCUAGUGGCAUUUAUUGGUUUUUGCCUUGAAGAACAAGAGAAAAUACUUAUUUAUGAAUUUGUGCCCAACAAAAGUCUUGAUUUCUUUCUAUUUGAUUCUCAACAACAAAAGUUGUUAACUUGGGUUGAACGCUUCAACAUCAUAGUAGGAAUUGUUAGAGGGAUUCUUUAUUUGCAUGAAUAUUCUCGACUCAAAGUUAUACAUCGGGAUCUCAAACCUAGCAAUAUUCUAUUGAACGAAAAUAUGAUUCCUAAAAUUUCAGAUUUUGGUUUGGCUCGAAUUGUUGAAAUUAGUCAAGAUGAGGGAAAUACAAAUAGAAUUGCUGGAACAUUUGGUUAUAUGUCUCCGGAAUAUGCAAUGCUUGGACAAUUUUCUGAAAAAUCCGACAUUUAUAGUUUUGGAGUUAUGCUUUUAGAGAUUAUUGCUGGAAAGAAGAAUAAAAGUCCAUUUACUCCACACCAUGUUGCUUAUGACCUCUUGAAUCAUGUAUGGAGACAGUGGAUGGAUCAAACACCUAUAAGUAUUUUGGACCCAAAUAUUAAAGAAGAUUAUUCUACAAAUGAAGUCAUUAAAUGCAUUCAGAUUGGUCUGUUAUGUGUUCAAAAUGACCCGAAUGCUAGACCUUCAAUUGUGACAGUUGCUUCUUAUCUUAGCAGUUAUGCAAUUGAAUUACCAACUCCAAAAGAACCUGCGUUUUUCUUGCAUGGUAGAACUUAUUCCGACGUUCUUGCACAAGAAUCAAGUUCUACUCAAUCUGCCAAUAGUUCUGCACUAUUCUCAAUCAAUCAAAUGUCUGCAAGUACUUUUAUUCCUCGAUAGUUUAUAAAUUUUUAUAAUAGUUGUAUAAUUGUUGUCAACAAACUAUGUUUUCUAGUAUCAAUAAAUAUAACUUUGAAAAUGAGUGAGGAAAUAGAGAUUUGUAAUUUGAA